CUCUGCUUGUCAGUCGCAGUAACAGGGAGACUUUGGACCCCAGACCCAGCGCUGAGUCCGUCAGUCUCUCCCUGUAUAAAGCUCAGCCGCACAGCAAACCAUGAAGGUCCAAUUCGCUCCCCGCAACCUUCCCCUAGAGAGGCGCCUACAGACGGCGGCCGUGCUACAGUGGGUCUAUUCCUUCCUCGCCCUCGCCCAGACCUGCAUCAUCCUCUUCUUCGUCCUCCUCUUCACCCGCUUUUGGAUCAUCAGUGUCGCGUAUGGAGUCUGGUGGUUCCUGGACUGGGACACCCCGAGCAAAGGCGGGAGGAGGAGCCAACGGCUGCGAACACAUGCGGUUUGGAGGUACAUGAGGGAUUAUUUCCCAAUUACUUUGGUAAAAACAGUGGAUUUAGACCCCCAGCAGAACUAUUUGCUGGGGUCUCACCCCCACGGCGUGCUGGUAGCCGGGGCGUUUACUAAUUUCUGCACCGAGGCCACUGGAUUUCAGAAGCUUUUCCCGGGAAUUACUCCCUAUCUACUGAUGUUGCCACUUUGGUUUCGGGCGCCAUUUUUUCGAGACUAUAUUAUGGGCGGAGGUCUGAUUCCAUCAGAUAAGGACAGUGCCAGUUAUCUACUGAAGAACAAGGCAGGGGGUAACGCAAUUGUCAUCGCUGUGGGAGGAGCCCCGGAGUCUCUCAAUGCCCGACCUGGUGCUUUCACCCUUCUGCUUAAAAACAGAAAAGGAUUCAUCAAAUUAGCCAUUCUACAUGGAGCCUCACUGGUUCCAGUAUUUUCCUUUGGAGAAAACGAACUCUUUGACCAGGUGGACAACCCAAGAGGUUCAUGGCUAAGAACAAUCCAAGAGAAGCUGCAGGGGAUCAUGGGGGUGGCCUUACCCUUGUUUCAUGCCCGAGGCGUCUUUCAGUACAGCUUUGGCCUGAUCCCCUACAGAAAGCCCAUUGCUACUGUGGUGGGGAAGCCAAUCAAAGUGAUGGAGAAUCCCAAUCCCACCAAUGAGGAGAUCGAGCGGCUGCACAAGAUCUACAUGGAGGAGCUCUCCAAGCUCUUUGAGGAGCACAAAGCUAAAUACAACGUCCCGGCCGACAAGCACCUUACGUUUGUAUAAGGGCCGGGCCCCUGCCCCACCCUGGGGCCACUGUCUAUAGGCAAAUAUUAUACCCACAUCUAAGGACCCAAUGGGUCUGGUUGUUAUGGUGGGAAAGAGAUAGCAUUUGCAUGGGGGCCCCCGGUCUCACAGGAAAAAUGCAUAAAAAGCAUUUAUUGUUUCCUAUAUGUUGGAUGUCCACUCAUCUGUUGUUAAACUACAACUCCCAGCUGUUGGGGGUAGAUGUGGUUUAACAAUCUGGGGCCACAGACCUUCUGCAAGACCCAUAAAGUGGCCCUGACCCGACACACCAGCAAUAAGUAAUAUGUCCAAUCAGAUUUCAUGGCGGCCAGUAAGUUAACAUGACCGGACCUUUUGUAGUAUAAAACCCAAUUGAUAUUUUUGUGCGGGUAUUUGAAAUAAAUUUGUGUUUGACCGUCA
Xenopus tropicalis (tropical clawed frog) is the source of this 1528-nucleotide messenger RNA. RefSeq names its product monoacylglycerol O-acyltransferase 2, gene 2 (gene mogat2.2). Lineage: Eukaryota; Metazoa; Chordata; Amphibia; Anura; Pipidae. Gene Ontology annotation, biological process: triglyceride biosynthetic process. The record is from RefSeq and is a predicted model, not a curated record. The transcript is spliced from 6 exons. The coding region runs from base 101 to 1108 and encodes 335 amino acids. Gene Ontology annotation, cellular component: endoplasmic reticulum membrane. Gene Ontology annotation, molecular function: acyltransferase activity, transferring groups other than amino-acyl groups.